Molecule: messenger RNA, 1482 nt
Organism: Eublepharis macularius
Lineage: Eukaryota; Metazoa; Chordata; Lepidosauria; Squamata; Eublepharidae
Product: acidic mammalian chitinase-like
Exons: 11
Coding region: 1-1482 (493 amino acids)
Biological process (GO): chitin catabolic process; carbohydrate metabolic process
Cellular component (GO): extracellular region
Molecular function (GO): chitin binding; chitinase activity
Source: RefSeq, a predicted model, not a curated record
AUGGCCAAGUUGAUCCUGCUUACCGGUCUGGUGCUCCUGCUGAAUGCACAAAUAGGCUCUGCCUAUGUGCUUUCAUGCUACUUUACCAACUGGGGCCAAUACAGACCAGGUCUUGGGAAAUUCAAGCCUGACAACAUUGACCCUUGCCUGUGUACUCACUUGAUCUAUGCCUUUGCUGGGAUGAGAAACAAUGAGAUUGCCACCAUUGAAUGGAAUGAUGUCACUCUUUACAAAUCUUUCAAUGGCUUAAAAAAACAGAAUGGAGAAUUGAAGACUCUCUUGGCGAUUGGAGGCUGGAACUUUGGAACAGCACCAUUCACUGCAAUGGUUGCCACUCCUGCAACCCGCCAAACUUUCAUCAACUCUGUCAUCACGUUCUUGCGCCAAUAUGACUUUGAUGGGCUGGACUUUGACUGGGAAUACCCUGGAUCUAGAGGCAGCACUCCUCAAGAUAAGGCACUAUUCACUGUCCUGGUUAAGGAAAUGUUGGAAGCCUUUGAACAAGAAGCCAAACAAGUGAACAAACCCAGGCUGAUGGUCACUGCUGCUGUUGCUGCUGGACUUUCCAAUAUUGAGUCAGGCUAUCAGAUUCCUGAGCUUGGCCAGUAUUUGGACUAUUUCCAUGUGAUGACCUAUGAUUUCCAUGGCUCCUGGGAGGGAUAUACUGGAGAGAACAGCCCUCUGUUUAGAGGCCCCGCUGACACUGGUGGAAACAUCUACUUCAACAUUGACUAUGCCAUGAACUACUGGAAGAACAAUGGUGCCCCAGCUGAAAAGCUCAUUGUUGGAUUCCCAACAUAUGGACACACCUUCAUCCUCAGCAACCCAUCCAACACAGCCAUUGGUGCCCCCACAUCUGGGUCUGGGCCUUCUGGACCUUACACAAGACAAGCUGGCUUUUGGGCUUAUUAUGAGAUCUGCACCUUCCUUAAAAAUGGAGCAACUCAAGCCUGGGAUGCUCCUCAAGAUGUGCCUUAUGCCUACAAAGGUAAUGAGUGGCUUGGAUAUGACAAUAUCAAGAGCUUCAAUAUCAAGGCUGAAUGGUUGAAGAAGAACAACUUUGCAGGUGCAAUGGUUUGGUCCCUUGACCUGGAUGACUUUACCGGCACUUUCUGUAAUCAGGGGAAAUAUCCCUUGAUCACUACUUUGAAGAAUGCUCUUGGACUGCAGAGUGCUAGCUGUACAGCCCCUUCCAACCCCAGUAGUGGGAGUGGGAGUGGAAGUUCCGGAGGCAGCCCCAGCAGCGGCUCCGGAGGCAGCCCCAGCAGCGGCUCUGGAGGCAGCCCUAGCAGUGGCUCUGGAGGCAGUCCCAGCAGCGGCUCUGGAGGCAGUGGGUUCUGUGCUAACAGAGCUGGAGGCCUCUAUCCAGACCCAACAAAUCAGAACAAAUUCUACCAUUGUGUGAAUGGGAAGACCUUUGUGCAGAACUGCCAGACCGGACUUGUCUUUGAUGUCAGUUGUUCUUGCUGUAACUGGGCAUGA